AUGACUCUGUUCCCAUCUAGAAAAACUUUCUCUCCUUGGAUCUCACCUUCCUCUGAAAUAGGGCAGGUUGCAGAAUUGAGCAUCCUUUUCUUCCCUCACUCCUCACUGCAGAUCAUUCCCUGGGAACAACUUCCUCCAGAGAACCUAACAACGAUCACUGAAUUCCUGUUGCUAGGCUUCUCCAAUCUCCAAGAAAAGCAGCUUGUGCUUUUUCCUAUCUUCCUUUGUCUCUACCUAGUCAUCCUCAGUGGGAAUAUCACGAUUGUCACUGUCAUCUGCCUGGAGCACAGUCUUCACAUCCCCAUGUACUUUUUCCUAGGAGUCCUCUCUGUCUCUGAAACCUGUUAUACAUUUGUUGUCCUGCCCAAGAUGCUUAUCAACUUGUUCUCUGUGCUCAGGACCAUUUCCUUCACCAGUUGUGCUGUCCAGAUGUUCUUCUUCCUUGGCUUUGGUGUAACCAAUUGCCUGCUGCUUGGUGUAAUGGGUUAUGACCGUUAUGCUGCCAUCUGCCACCCUUUGCGCUACCCAAUCCUCAUGAACUGGAGGGUCUGCAGAUUGUUAGCAGCCACUUGUGGUGUGAGUGGCUUCCUAAUUUCAUUGAUAGGCACAACCUUGGUCUUCGUUCUACCCUUCUGCAACUCCAACAAGGUUGAACACUACUUCUGUGACAUUUCACCUGUUAUUCACCUUGCUUGUGGUGAUUCUUAUAUUAAUGAGUUUGUCAUAUUCAUCUGUGGUGUCCUGGUGCUUGUUUUCCCUCUCACCUUCAUCUGCAUCUCCUAUGGUUUCAUUGUUAGUACCAUCUUAAAGAUUCCAUCUGCUGAGGGGAAGCGGAAGGCCUUUUCCACCUGUGCCUCCCACCUCACAGUGGUUGUAGUCCACUAUGGAUGUGCAUCCUUUGUUUACCUAAGGCCCUCCAAGAUCACAUCAAGUAAAGACCAACUAGUGACAGUGAGCUAUACCAUUAUCACUCCCUUGUUGAAUCCCAUGGUUUAUAGCCUAAGGAACAAAGAUGUCCAAAUAGCCAUCCGGAAAGUGAUCAGCUGGGGAAGAUUUCCCCUUAAAACCAUAUAA
Trichosurus vulpecula (common brushtail) is the source of this 1074-nucleotide messenger RNA. Its product is annotated as olfactory receptor 10R2-like. NCBI's taxonomy places the organism in Eukaryota, Metazoa, Chordata, Mammalia, Diprotodontia, Phalangeridae. Gene Ontology annotation, biological process: G protein-coupled receptor signaling pathway. Gene Ontology annotation, cellular component: membrane. Gene Ontology annotation, molecular function: G protein-coupled receptor activity; olfactory receptor activity. The record is from RefSeq and is a predicted model, not a curated record. Bases 1 to 1074 code for a protein of 357 amino acids. The transcript has 3 exons.